AUGAAAAAUGAGGAAAGAUUCUCAUCUAAAAGGGUGGAGGAAAAAGAAGCCAUAGAAGGCUUGAGGACAUAUAAAAAGGACUUUACAAUGACUUUUUACCUCAGACAUUACUGGAAAGAUGAACGGCUCACCUUUCCUAGCACAAGAAACAAAAGUAUGACCUUUGAUGGUAGAUUAAUCCAAAAGAUUUGGGUGCCUGAUGUAUUUUUUGUACAUUCCAAAAGAUCCUUCAUCCAUGAUACAACUGUGGAGAACAUUAUGCUGCGAGUAUAUCCUGAUGGCAAUAUCCUAUUCAGUCUCAGGAUCACAGUUUCUGCUAUGUGCUUUAUGGAUUUCAGCCGAUUUCCUCUUGACACUCAAAACUGCUCUCUUGAACUAGAAAGCUAUGCAUAUAAUGAGGAAGAUUUGAUGUUAUACUGGAAACAUGGAAAUAAGUCCUUAAACACAGAUGAGCAUAUUUCCCUUUCUCAGUUCCUUAUUGAAGAGUUCAGUGCAUCUAGUGGAUUAGCCUUCUACAGUAGCACUGGUUGGUACAACAGGCUUUUCAUUAACUUUGUGCUAAGGAGGCAUAUUUUAUUUUUUGUCCUGCAAUCCUAUUUCCCAGCCAUGCUUAUGGUGAUGUUGUCAUGGGUUUCAUUUUGGAUUGAUAGAAGAGCUGUUCCUGCCAGACUUUCAUUGGGUAUAACUACUGUGCUGACAAUGUCUACCGUUAUCACUGGAGCCAGUGCCUCAAUGCCUCAGGUGUCUUACAUCAAAGCUGUGGAUAUUUACUUAUGGGUCAGUUUUCUCUUUGUGUUCCUGUCUGUCAUUGAAUAUGCAGCAGUGAAUUAUCUCACCACAGUGGAAGAAAGGAAGCAAUUUAAAAAGAAAGGGAAGAUUUCUGGAAUACAUAACAUUGAGGCAGUACAAGCAAUGGCAUUUGAUGGUUGUUACCAUGACAGCGAGACUGAUAUUGAUCUGACCCCCUUUUCUAUACAUUCAGAAGAAUAUUCAGUGAACAGCAAAAACCCCAGCACCCCAACUACUGAUUCAGCUCAACUCAACAGGAAGAAGUCUUUGAAAGGCCAUGUUGGCAGAAUCAUUCUUAAGAACAAUCAUGUCAUUGACACAUAUUCUAGAAUUGUUUUUCCUGCUAUGUUUAUUGUUUUUAAUUUCUUUUAUUGGGGCUUCUAUGUAUAAACACAGAUUACCAGAAACCAGAUUGUGUAACAGCUGUCUCUGUGUGUUCACCAGAGAAUUAAGAGAAUUGGAAAAAGAGGAAGUUGUCCCAGUUCCUCUGGAUUGGAGAGGCCCCAACAUUACAUUUGGAAUGUGUAAUGGAUAUGUAUCUAUAGUAGCCAGAGUCCCUCUCACCUGUGGAUCUCUGAAGAACUCCCCCAGGUUCUUUGUCGAUCAGAAUCCUCUCUAUAUUGUUGUCCACAA
Molecule: messenger RNA, 1422 nt
Organism: Antechinus flavipes (yellow-footed antechinus)
Lineage: Eukaryota; Metazoa; Chordata; Mammalia; Dasyuromorphia; Dasyuridae
Gene: GABRR3
Product: gamma-aminobutyric acid type A receptor subunit rho3
Exons: 7
Coding region: 1-1179 (392 amino acids)
Biological process (GO): nervous system process; chemical synaptic transmission; regulation of membrane potential
Cellular component (GO): GABA-A receptor complex; neuron projection; membrane
Molecular function (GO): neurotransmitter receptor activity; GABA-A receptor activity; extracellular ligand-gated monoatomic ion channel activity
Source: RefSeq, a predicted model, not a curated record